This is a messenger RNA of Melopsittacus undulatus (budgerigar), 1217 nucleotides long. It is a transcript of the gene AQP4, whose product is annotated as aquaporin 4. NCBI's taxonomy places the organism in Eukaryota, Metazoa, Chordata, Aves, Psittaciformes, Psittaculidae. Bases 3 to 1016 code for a protein of 337 amino acids. The transcript has 5 exons. Gene Ontology annotation, cellular component: plasma membrane; basolateral plasma membrane. Gene Ontology annotation, biological process: transmembrane transport; water transport. The record is from RefSeq and is a predicted model, not a curated record. Gene Ontology annotation, molecular function: water channel activity.
ACAUGAUCGCAGAUGACCCGCGGCCGGGGCUGCGGCGGCAGUUUCUAAGGCAGCCUUGGCCCGCCCGGAGCAGCAGUAAGUGUGGUCGUCUCUGUAAGUGUGAGAGCAUCAUGGUGGCGUUUAAGGGAGUCUGGACUCAGGCAUUCUGGAAAGCGGUUUCAGCAGAGUUUUUGGCCAUGUUCAUUUUUGUCCUCCUCAGCCUCGGCUCCACAAUCAACUGGGGUGGAGCAGAGAGGCCCCUGCCUGUAGACAUGGUCCUUAUCUCCCUCUGCUUUGGACUCAGCAUUGCAACCAUGGUGCAGUGCUUUGGACACAUCAGCGGAGGCCACAUUAACCCUGCUGUGACGGUGGCAAUGGUCUGCACAAGGAAGAUCAGCCUCGCCAAGUCCGUCUUCUACAUUCUUGCCCAAUGCCUGGGGGCCAUCGCAGGCGCAGGCAUCCUUUACCUCAUCACACCACCAAGCGUGGUAGGAGGCCUGGGAGUCACUGCGGUACAUGGAGAUCUUUCCGCUGGCCAUGGACUCCUGGUGGAGUUGAUAAUUACAUUCCAGCUGGUUUUUACUAUUUUUGCCAGCUGUGAUUCAAAACGAAGUGAUGUCACUGGUUCUGUAGCUUUAGCAAUUGGAUUUUCUGUUGCAAUUGGACAUUUAUUUGCUAUCAAUUACACUGGUGCCAGUAUGAACCCUGCCCGAUCGUUUGGUCCUGCUGUCAUCAUGGGGAACUGGGAAAACCAAUGGGUAUAUUGGGUGGGACCAAUAAUAGGAGCAGUCCUUGCUGGUGCUCUUUAUGAGUAUGUCUAUUGCCCAGAUGUUGAACUCAAGCGCCGCUUUAAAGAUGUCUUCAGUAAGGCUACCCAGCCAUCCAAAGGGAAGUACAUUGAGGUGGAUGAUAACAGGAGCCAUGUAGAGACCGAUGACCUGAUCCUGAAGCCUGGCAUAGUUCAUGUGAUUGAUAUUGACAGGGGUGAGGACAAGAAGGGAAGAGAUGCAUCCAGCGAGGUGUUGUCUUCUGUAUGACUAGCAAGAAGCACUGAAAACAGAGAUCAGCCUCCUAGCAUGUCCACAGAUAUCCUUCCACCUAUUAAAGAAACAGAUCUCCUCUAGACUGAGCAUCUACCAUUCCCUAAAAGGUAUGGUGUGGGCAGCUGAAUGGUAAUGGUAUCACCAAACCAUACUCCUGCUCAGUUGCAAGAUUAGGACUUUGUAUAAUUAGGAGUC